Molecule: messenger RNA, 5883 nt
Organism: Oncorhynchus masou masou (cherry salmon)
Lineage: Eukaryota; Metazoa; Chordata; Actinopteri; Salmoniformes; Salmonidae
Product: E3 ubiquitin-protein ligase Siah2-like
Exons: 2
Coding region: 1206-1943 (245 amino acids)
Biological process (GO): proteasome-mediated ubiquitin-dependent protein catabolic process; multicellular organism development
Cellular component (GO): cytoplasm
Molecular function (GO): zinc ion binding; ubiquitin protein ligase activity; ubiquitin conjugating enzyme binding
Source: RefSeq, a predicted model, not a curated record
GCGUGGCGGGUGCCUGCUCUGGCUUUUCUGUCACUGCGCAGAGCUGAGAGGAGGAGGAGGAGAGAGCAGCGCAGCAGAGAGAGAGAGCGAGAGUGAGUCCGUGUGCUUGUGUGUGCUAUGCAGGGAUUGCUCUGUCUGGCUGCUGGUGAUUUGGUAGGAGCUUUUGGUGUGUUUAUGUAGACAUCCACCAUUCUGCUGUUGGUUGUGUGUUUAGGUCAGUAAGCCAUCGAGGAGGAGCUAAGGUAGAUUGCAUGCUGUUUGCAUUUGACUGCUGCAGGAGACCGCCAGGAAAGGAGGGAGCGGGAAGGGGGGAGAUCGGAAACAAGUGAAAGAGAGCUGUUACCCUCAAUGUGCAUUGGUCUGUUUAUCUUCUCUACUGCUUGCUAGUGUUUAGCUGUGUGGCUGAUGCGGCAUGUGUCUAUGAGUCAGGCUGAAGCCAUACUGUAAGUGAGGUCACAGCGCUGUAGUGGAGGAGACAAUGCUGGUAAUGAAUGUUCUCUCUGCGUAGGGGACGGACGGUGAGGUCAGCUGAGCUACUGUGUUCUGAGCAUCAGACCCAGGAGCUCCUGGUGGCUUUGUUUCGGUUGCCUGGCGGGACAGAAACAACGGUCUGAUUCAGUGUGGUCUGUGUCAGCCAGAGGCACAAUGCAUGUGUGAGCUGAGCUUGGCAGGUGGCAGGAUUAGUGCUAGAUGUAGUGUGACUGUGGACUGGACACAGACCAUUCAUUCACACAUACUCUCACAUACAGGAGAGUUAGGGACUUAUCACUCGUUCGAUUUCAGUCAUUACAUGCAGCAUUAGAGCAGUGAGUCUGUUAGGCAGGCAAGCAGCUCUCCUUACACCUCAGGCUGCCAUUCCAUUACAGCUGUGUGCUUUUCGGGACUGAGACUCUGAUUUGCUUUUUGUAGCCAGCUGUGGAGCCCCUUGAUUCUCAUACCUGGGUUAUGGUUGAGAGGAAAGGUAUUCUAUCCUUGGGAUGCAGAGGGAUAUAGCCCCUAAGCUAUUUAAGAGAGUGAAUUCAGCAGGACUUUGGAAGACAGGCAUUGAGAUUGAGAUUGGAUCCGCUUGUAAAGCAAGAGCACGGCCAUUGAUAGGUAUUGUGAGGGGUAUAGUAAAGACUCAGUGGUGUGUGAAAUUGGUUGAGGGAUAGUGUGUGUUGGACAGUGUGUCAGACAGUGUGUGUGUGUCCAUUCUCUCACGCGUAAUGCUGUGCCCAGCGUCCUGCCUGCCUCUCCUAAGGGACCUGGCUCAGUGGCGCUGCCUGCUAGGGUGGCACCGCCAACACGGGGUCAGUGCAGGGGUCACUGCAGGGGCUGGGCCGGGGUCAGAGGUUGGGGUUGGGGGAAUGAAUCGGCCCGUCUGCCUCACCAAACCGCAACAUGGGAGCAAGUAUGCGUCAGCCGGAUGCCUGCUGUCCCUCCACCACAGUGAGAAGCCUGAUCACGAGGAGGUGUGUGAGUUCCGUCCCUACACCUGCCCGUGCCCCGGGGCCUCCUGCAAGUGGCAGGGCUCCCUGGAGGCCGUCAUGCCCCACCUGAUGCACGCCCACAAGUCCAUCACCACCCUGCAGGGAGAGGACAUCGUCUUCCUGGCCACAGACAUCAACCUGCCGGGGGCUGUGGACUGGGUCAUGAUGCAGUCCUGCUUCGGCCACCACUUCAUGCUGGUCCUGGAGAAGCAAGAGAAGUACGAGGGCCACCAGCAGUUCUUUGCUGUGGUGCUGCUCAUCGGAACGAGGAAGCAGGCCGAGAACUUCGCCUACCGCCUGGAGCUCAACGGGAACCGGCGGCGCCUCACCUGGGAGGCCACGCCCCGCUCCAUCCACGACGGCGUGGCGGCCGCCAUCAUGAACAGCGACUGUCUGGUGUUUGACACGUCCAUCGCUCACCUGUUCGCCGACAACGGCAACCUCGGGAUCAACGUUACCAUCUCCAUGUGCUGAGCGGCUCUGAUGUGGAAACACAGACCCACAGGCCUCUCUCGUUCUCAGACUUACACAUGCGGUGGGCAGAAACCGGUGCACAGUGACUGACUGCUGUGCUGUACCUGCCUCCUGUGUGAUGCAGUAGACUGUGUGUGAGAGGAUAGGUGGGAUAUGGAGAGGAUGUGUGUGUUUUGCUGCUUGAGGCUCGUUGGCUCCCCAUAAUGCUUGAAUGGAGACUGGGCUGUAGAGUAGUUUCAGGGUGUUUGCCUGUCCUCUCAUAAUGCUUGAAUGGAGACUGGGCUGUAGAGUAGUUUCAGGGUGUUUGCCUGUCCUCUCAUAAUGCUUGAAUGGAGACUGGGCUGUAGAGUAGUUUCAGGGUGUUUGCCUGUCCUCUCAUAAUGAUUGAAUGGAGACUGGGCUGUAGAGUAGUUUCAGGGUGUUUGCCUGUCCUCUCAUAAUGAUUGAAUGGAGACUGGGCUGUAGAGUAGUUUCAGGGUGUUUGCCUGUCCUCUCAUUGUGUGUGCUGCAGACAGUGUACAGUAACCUACAUGCGGUGGGCUUUUGAUGACUGAAGCUCUACCCGCCCCCAGGACCCCUCCUCAACCGCUCCCACCCCACUCACCCCUACCUCCUCUUCUGCCCAGCCAACCAGUGCCAGGCAAGAAGGACACUGCCAGUGUAAGAAAGGGCGGUCAGUCAAUUGGCUGCCAAACAGCGGUAUUCAGAGAACCUCCACUUCAUCCGUGAAUAGCCCCUGCAGAUGCCGCUUCCUAAUCCUCACAGCGAAUUAAGUUUCAGUAAGUUGGUCAGUGGACCAAUCAGGCCUCAGACGCAUAUGGGCAGAGUCGGGACCUUAGAGUGACCAAUGUGCUGCCUCGGUCUGGGUUAGUGUGAGCUAAGCCGGGGUUGUUCAUGCUCCCCUAAAGGACUGCACUGACUACUAACCAACUCCUUACUUUACAGAACUGCAAAACUCAACCGUUUUCAUAAUUAGGCUGUCAAUUAUAACCCCAAUCCUGGUGUGUAUAAUAAAUAUUGGUGAUAGGUUCUGAUCUGAUUGGAAGUAAAAGACUGCAUGUAUGUCCGCCAUGUAGAAUAAAGACACUGAUCGGGUGUUUUGGUUGUAGGCUCUCGUCAUAAUGCAUCAUAAAGGUUGCAUAAUGCCAUCGUAAGCAUGGUAUCAAACCGCUCAUAAGCACUUUUUGGUGAAACCCCAGGGCCUAGUUAUUCACAUGGAUUCUGUGUUACAAUACAAACAACAAAGGCACAUUACUUUUCCAAAGUCACACGCUCUGUUGCAUAAAACUCUGAUAGAUUUGAAGGUUAGUCCCUUUCUUUGGUAAGGUCAGUUGUCAUACAAUUUCAUGAAUGAAAAACAGGUGUCAUGUCAUAUUUAAGAUGGCAUUAUGUUUGUUUUGACACAGAAGUCAUAUUUGUAGUGUGCGAGCCAGUACCACUACCACUACAGGAGACGGUACCACUACUGUUAUGAUUGUGUGUUUUUGUUUCUCUGCAGCCACUCCUCACCAACAGAGAUGAGCAGCAUGGCGGAGGCACGCGUUUUCUUAUUUGUUCCUCUGUCUCGUGAAACCGUUUGUUCUGCAGAACCUGGUUUAUCUUCGGUUCUUCUACUCUCUGAUUGACAUACUAUAAUAUGGGGGUAGUUUUGACUCUUCCCCUCUGGUCGGUCAACCCACCACAGCCUUACUUUUGUACGUAACCUAACUAGCACUCCCAAGUUGGGGAGGCGUCUGUGAAGAUAACGAAGUUAGACUCAGACCCACCCUCAAUUUCUUCAACGGACUCUCAGUUUUUGUGGACUUUGGGGGUAGAAAUGGGAAUUCCAUAGUACUCCAGCCAUGAACCUCGCCUUCACCUGGCGUCAUAGUAACCAAGCAACCAAAGCAAACAAAAGCCCACCUUUUCAUAAAGUACCUCUGAUGACAUUGAUCACAGACAUGUCUGUAACCCAACAGAGUCCCAUCCUACUUCCAGAGACACUGCAGUAUACCCCAAAUCACCCUCUGCUGAUCACCUCUGCCCCGUCUUAUAAGUAUUUGUGAUAUGUAAAUGUUGGAUGACCAUAUAUUUUCUAAAAGCUGAUAGGAGAUUCUGUGUUCGGUUGUGUUGAUCUGAGAUGUGUUUGUGUCAGGUUAUUUUCAGAGCUGUUGUAACUACCUGCUAUCCUAUUUUAUUCUAGUGGUCAGUGUCCCUACCUUACCCACUGAGUGGACAGACAUUUCUGCCAACACACUCUCCUUUGGGCAGCACAGCUCUGCAAUUGCUAUGGCUGAUCUGUAAUAUCGACAAAAAAUGCAAACUGUGACGCUCACCUGUUAGUAACAUGGGCUUGAAACCUUUUAAUGCUGCAUCAGUUAUCAUGAGCCAGAGAGAACUGCGUGGAUUUCAUUAAUUAAUUGUUUAUGGGGCAAUGUGAGAUCAAAUCAAUGAAAACUAAGAGUCAGUGUCCACAGAAUUAGAUUUCAUGGUGCAUUUGUUUCUACUGAAAACAUCUUUAGGUCCAGAUUUCUGCAGUUAUGUUUUAGGGCGGCAGGUAGCCUAGUGGUUAGAGCGUUGGGCGCUCGAAUCCCCGAGCUGAAAAAACAAUGUGUCGUUCUGCCCAUGAUCAAGGCAGUUAACACACUGUUCCCCGGUAGGCCGUCAUUGUAAAUAAGAAUUUGUUCUUAACUGACUUGCCUAGUUAAAUAAAAUAAAAAUUCUGGGCCCGUGGCUGAAUGUAGUUGAUGAUCCCUGACCUUGGCUGUCAUUAUGUAGGCUAUAAAAAACAUGUCUAACUAUAACUCUUCAUCUGCUUAAGUGUUGUCCACUUGCACAAUGUUUUGUUCUGUAUGAUGUGUCAGAACAUUGAACAGAAACACAUUCCCAUCCAGCUGUAAAUCACCUAGAAUCAUUCUACAAACCAGAAAAGUACACACAUUCUUUAUGUACCUCGGGAAAUACAACCCAUGUCUUGUACAUUCAUAGUACACAUAAUGUCAUAGACAUCUUUUGUACAGCCAGACCCAAUACUUAUUUUCUCCCAAGUUUAGCCAAAUCCUAUCCUGGGAUGUUUCUUUAACAGCUGUAUGGUUGCAAUUUCUUCACUUAAUUUCAAUUGGGUCCCUAACAAGUAUUUUCUUUGGGACCCACACACCAUCCCAGCCUGGCCUCUGUUAAUCUGGGGCCCGGGUGAAGGCAGCGGUUGCAAAAACAUUGAAUACAUCACAUCAUCUAGGUAACUAACAUAGUAUAGCAUUGACGAUCUAUCCAUGCAGCCAGACAACGGGGCGACCAAAAUCCCAGUUAUUUGAGUGUGGCUUGUCUGCCUGGCCCCCGACUGGAAGAGGAUAAGGGUUACCUUCUAAGGACAAAAUGGUGGCUCGUCCUCUAAUAUCUCUAUACCCCAGUUGGGUUUUUUCAUUGGAGCCCCGGUGUGAUGAGAUUAAUAGAACUGAUGACAUUUAUGGUGUUUCACAUGCCAACUAUCGACAGGUUCCUUCACACACUUAACCUCUUGGUGGAAUUAAAACAUUUUCUUAAUGGCAGGAUGUGCUUUACCUCUUUUUCCCUUUUAUGUUUUGACAAAAUGUUAAUUUAUUCUUGAUAUAAAUAUCUAUGCUAUGUUCUGUCUUAGAUGAUGAACUAUGUUGUGUUUUAAACAUCAUUCAGCGAUACAGAUGAAUUGCAGUUAAAAUCCUGUUGAGCAGGUAUGAGCUGGUGAUCAUGUAAAUAGAUCUUUCUUUGGUCUGAAUUAUUCAUUUUUUCCCCAAAGUAUCUUGUUUGCCUUUGGUUCUUCACUGAAUUACAAAUUGUGUAAUGUUUUGGACAGUCUCUUUUCACCCAAAAUCACCUAUUUUUGGAGCCAAGAGGAAGCUCCUAUCUUGCGUUACCCAUAUUACCAUGUGUCUCUGUAUCACUUGAAAUCCAAUUUAAAAAUAAAAUGUUAUUUAUAAGGCUU